CCCUCCGCGCGCGAGAGAGACAGAGAGAAAGCGCGCACCUGCCGUAUCUCGCGCCCAGGGCGGAAGAGGCGCUGGGGCUGGAGCUCGUCGUGCCCGGGACGCCCAGCAUGUGAGAGGAGAGAAGAGAGAGCCAGGACCCUCCGCCAUGGGGCUGCCUCUGCUGCUGGGGCUGCUCCUCGCCCGAGCCGGAGGCCUUGUUGUGUCCCUUGAACAGUCACACAACUGCAUCACUGCUGAGAACCUUUGCAUGACUGACCCUUCCUGCAAUGCCACCUAUCUCACCCUGCAACAGUGUUCCCAAUCGCUUGCUAAGAGCAGCUCCUCUCUGCGCUAUGAAGCCAAGGACAGAUGCCUAGCGGCAGAAACCUUUAUUAGGAAUAGUUAUUUUCAGGACUGCAAAUGUCCUCGGCGUACACGGAAACAGGAGGAUCGGUGUCUGCGUAUCUACUGGACUGUUCAUCCUACUUUAACACAAGCUGACUUUCAUUUGGAGGCGUCUCCCUAUGAGGAUGCAGCAAGUGAAGAGUCUUCAAGGACCAAGUACAACAAACUGGCAACCCAGGCCUCAGGUUCUCGUGUGUUUGGAGACAGCACAAACAUUUGCCUGGAAGCUGCUAAUGUUUGCCAAUUGGACCACAAGUGUGUGCGUCUGCGCACACACUAUGCACAGAUCUGUAGUGCAGAGUACCCUUGUGACCAGAGGAAAUGCCACCGAGGCCUGAGACAUUUCUUUGAGAGGGUCAGCAUGGAAAUCACCAAACCACUGCUCUUCUGCCCAUGUCAAGAUGAUGUUUGUGGGAGGCGACGCUGGAACACCAUUGUUCCUGAGUGCUCUUUCCAGAGCAACAACAAGCCAAAUUGCCUCAUCGUGCUGGAUUCCUGCCUCAAGGACCAUAUCUGCAAAUCUCGACUGGUUGACUUCCAAGAACAAUGCAAGUCUUCAGACACAUCUUCAGAUGGCUGUUUCCGCCGCCACAAUCAUGCUGCAUGCCUGGAGGCUUACAUGGGGAUGAUUGGUACACCUAUGACCCCCAAUUACAUCAACAAUUCCACAGCCGAUGUAACUCUCUGGUGCUCCUGCGAGAACAGUGGCAAUCAGAAGGAGGACUGCGAUCAAAUCCUUGAAUCCUUUGCUGACAACAGAUGUCUAAAAAGUGCAAUCCAGUCCCAGAUGAGUCUAAACCAGCUGAAUACAGACAUUGAGGAGCAACUGCAGUUCACACCCUCUCUAAACAUCCAGGGAGAUGGUACCAGCACAGUUUUCACCUCACAGAUGUAUCAGGGGCCAGAAGAAAAAAAGUUACAGGUUCUUGAGGAUACCCCAGGCAAUUCUUCCAAUCCUUCCAGCGGUUGUCUUCCCUCACUUAUUUUGACCACAAUGCUGCUCCUUGUAUUACUUGGUCCACCUUAAUUUAACAUAAUAUGUGAUGCUUUUUUCAUGUGUUGUCAUGGCAAGGGAAACUGGGCUCAUUCAUGCCAAAGAGGAUGGACCCAUGACCGGAAGCCUCUUUUCAAUGGGCAGCCUUCAGCCAGAACUCUUGGUAUUUUCACUUGCUCUUAUAUUCAUCCUGGGAUUGAGUCUGGUUCCAAGGCCUGCAAUGAGAAAGAGGAGAAGAAGUAGGCAGGUGGAAGAAUUUGAAGGCCUGUUUUUUUCAAAACUGAAUUAAUCAUGUUUCAAGUGUAUUCCCAAGGAGUCUUUGUUUCAGCUUCGUGCAAAGGAAAGUCUUGUAAGUGUAAUCCUAUUUCUUACUCCAGGAUUGCAGCAAUAUCUAUGUCGUUGCCCUUUGUUCUGGUUUUUGAGAUUAUGUUGAAUACUUGUCCAGUUUUUUAAACAUAUGAAACAAAACUGUUCUGUGAUGCUGAGUUGUAGCUCCUGCAACUGAUCCCUUUCUGCUGAAAUUGUCUUCAUCUUUUACUACUCAUGAAAAACUUAAUGCAUCCAGGUUUGUUAGGUUAAAUAACAUCAACCCUCCUUUUCCAUUAUUGUAUGAACCUUCCAAGGCUACCAUGAAAAUUGUCACUUGAAUUACAGCAAGUUUUUUAAAAUCAAAAUUCCUUGGUAUGCCGCGAGUCUCAGAGGAAAGACAUUCUCCAGUUUGGACUAAUGCAUCAUUUAAUCCUCUGUCUUUCUGUACAGUCUAUGGUACUGGACUUCUUAUCCGUGAUCUAAUUGUUCUGGAUGUAAAGAUUUGUGUGGCAUUAACUGCUGUUCUUCUCUGCUGUAGUUAGUGCUAUGUUAAUUCUGAAGAUAUAUUAAGAACCAUUACAUAUGACCGACUUGUUGGCUGGUUUAGGCUUGACUAUUUUUUGGAAACGGUAGCAAGCCAGUCCAGCAAUUCCCCUUUGUAGUCAUUUGAUGGCUGUGAAAGAUAGUCAUCAAUGUGUUCUGUUCCUUCAUGUUCCCCAGAAAAUGUGGUGUUGUUGUCACAAGAGCUGAUUGUAAUACCUGCAGUCAAGAUGUCUCACAGGAGUGGGGAACCUGUGCCUCUGCAGGCAUUACAGUAGAGUCUCACUUAUCCAACGUAAACGGGCCGGCAGAACGUUGGAUAAGCGAAUAUGUUGGAUAAUAAGGAGAGAUUAAGGAAAAGCCUAUUAAACAUCAAAUUAGGUAAUGAUUUUACAAAUUAAAAACCAAAACAUCAUGUUAUAGAACAAAUUUGAUAGAAAAAGUAGUUCAAUAGGCAGUAAGGUUAUGUUGUAAUUACUGUAUUUACAAAUUUAGCACCAAAAUAUCACGAUAUAUUGAAAACAUUGACUACAAAAUACGUUGGAUAAUCCAGAAUGUUGGAUAAGCGAGUGUUGGAUAAGUGAGACUCUACUGUAUUAGAUGAUCACUCCCAUCAGCCAUUACCCAUGUGAUGAGAGCCAUAGAUUCUCUGUUCUUGCUGAAUCAAAUAGUAAGGCUUUUGUGAUAAUACGUUUGCAAUUUAGUGUGUGCUUUACAUUUUAUCAUCUGAAUAUUGAUCUCAAUCUUGUUCAGUGAAGGAUCAUUUAAUUGUUCACGAGUAUAGAUACCUUAUUUCUAUAUGCAUUUACUUAGGGUAGGAUAGUGAGGUAUAAUUUGCACAGACCUGCCAACUCAGUCUUCAAUAGUUACAGUGUUUUUCAUUAUUUCACAUCCUUAACACCUGUGAUGCUUGUACAACUUGGAAGCAUGGUUUCUUAAAGCCUGAAAAAGGCAAGGAAUAUUACACAUUAAUAGUUUUUUUUUUCAAACAAUUGACUUUUGCCAUAUAAAACUAACACAAAAUAGGCAUUGACCCUAGGCAUUUGAAGACUCUGUGGAACAGGACUAAAACCCAUGUGUGCUGAGGGCUUUGUUAAGAAGUGGAAAUUGUUUUCACCUUUCUCUAGGGCUGGCUGGUAAAUCCCCAGCUGAAAAACCAUGGUAAAUCCUAAUGUUAAUCUUUGGAUUAAAUGCAUUGUCAAAGACUACUUCUAAAAGAUUCCCCUGCUAAGUUUUAUUGUUUGAUGAGGUUUAUUUCUAUAUCUUUUCUACAGUUAUAGCACUUAAUAUUCAUUAAUAUUCACUUAAUAUUCAUGUGAACUCACAACAGAUGUAGAUGUAAUGAUAUAGCAAUUAAGAUCAGCUACUAAAAUAAAAAUCAGUCAUUUAGACAAGUUAAGAUGAAACUCUGUUCAGGAUUUUAGAGGCACAGUCCUAUCCAGGGGAGAUGUAGAGCCAUGCCUCAGUCAUGUGCUGUUGCAACUUGGCAUUAUUGACAAGAAAAUUGGGUGGCAAUAAGAAGCAGAUACAUAAUUCUUUGACUCCAGUGUCUCUUGUAUUGUCUCUGCACCUGUGAAGACGUGGAUGAAGCAAAACCAUCUUCUUUUUACUUGUGGUACGUUGGAUCAUGUCCAUCUGCCACAUUCCUCUAUGUCUACUACAUUCUGCUGGAACUGCACUUUCAUAUCUGUCACUGGGGUGUUCAGUCUCUGUUGACUUUUUCGUGUUGUUGGAUUAUUGCAUACUGUCUAUAUGGUUAUAACAAUUAUAUUUCAUCUGUACUGAGUACAUCAGCAAGUCCCAUGCCUCUCCUGAAAGGAGUAACUGCAAGGCAAUAGAAAUCCCUAAAAUGUUAUCAAUCAUCUUCAAUCUACAAUCUUUCUUGGCAAACACUGAGGACGUGGGAGCUGCUGUAAUGUAAAUUUCAAUAUCUUAGAAAAAUGACUCAGCCCAUAAUAACUGAAAUAAAGUUUACUUUACAACUC
Anolis carolinensis (green anole) is the source of this 4212-nucleotide messenger RNA. It is a transcript of the gene gfra3, whose product is annotated as GDNF family receptor alpha 3. Gene Ontology annotation, cellular component: external side of plasma membrane; signaling receptor complex. Gene Ontology annotation, molecular function: signaling receptor activity. NCBI's taxonomy places the organism in Eukaryota, Metazoa, Chordata, Lepidosauria, Squamata, Anolidae. The record is from RefSeq and is a predicted model, not a curated record. The transcript is spliced from 8 exons. The coding region runs from base 146 to 1411 and encodes 421 amino acids. Gene Ontology annotation, biological process: nervous system development.